GCCCCGGCGGCGGCAGCGGCACCGGGCAGGACUUAGACUUUGGUUAUAUUUUUCAUAACUACGUGAAGCUAGAAAUCUUAACGGAUGCCUGUGCCACCACCGCCACCACCACCUCCUCCUCCACCGCCUCCACCACCUUCUGGAGGACCUCCUCCACCACCUUCUGGAGGACCCCCUCCACCACCUUCUGGAGGGCCCCCUCCACCACCACCUCUGGCAAGUUCAGAGAUACCAAAAUUGCGAAAGGAAGACCAAAAAGCACGAAAUGCACUCUUAGCUGAUAUCCAGCAGGGAACUCGCUUAAGAAAAGUAACUCAAAUCAAUGACCGCAGUGCACCACAGAUUGAAAAACCUAAAGGAGCUAACAGAGAUGGAGUUAGUCCAGCCAUUAAUAAAGGCGGGUCUCAGCAGCCUUUGGGAGGCUUAUUUGCUGGUGGCUUUCCUGUUCUCAGACCAGCAGGCCAGAGGGACAUGGCAGGGUCACGUUCGGCAGCUCCCAGGACCCCCACAGCCCCUCGCAGCAGCCCCUUGCCACCGGCAGAUGGGCAUGGAGCAGCUCCGGAGCCUCCCAGCACCUCCCGAACAACAGCAGGAGCAUCAACCGGAGCCAGCCCUGGGCGGCCAAGCCUGCCCGCUCCCCCUCCACCACCUCCCGCAUCCAGCAAACCCUCCCUCACCUUCCCUCCCCCCCCGCCUCUGCCCCCUCCAGCCGAGCGCUCUGCCAAGGGGGUCUCCCCCUCUGCUGCGCCCCCGCUUCCCCCGACACAGCCUGACAAGCUCCCCAAGUUUCCAGCAGGUGCUUCGCACCCUCCUCCUCCCCCUCCUCUGCCCCUCCUGCCCCCCUGCGGGGUGCCGAGCAGGACAGCCGAGGUCUCUGCUCCUGCUUCUUCUCCAUCUGAGGGAAGGGAUUGCCCACCUCCCACGCCCCCCCCCCCUCUACCGCACAUGCACCCCCUGAGCUCAAACAGGCUCUCCUUUCCACCAUCGCCAGCCUUCAGCAGUGCUGAGGUGCCCCCUCCUCUGCCCCCCAAGUCUCCCCACCUCCUGUCGCAGUUCCAUAAGCCCAGCAGUAUUCAAUCCCUCCCGCUCCCUCCCACCCCUGGACCCCCACCGCCCGCAGCCCUGGCAGAGGUCAGAAAGAAGAGACCCGUCCGAGGGGCAGGAACUGGUGCUGGGAAGCUGGUCACUCCUCCACAGCCCCCAGCAAGAUCACCGACAACUGAACUUACGAGCAAGACUGGAGUCUCAGCCUGGGCUACAGCUCAUGAACCCUACCUACCACUUAAAAAUGGAAACAUGCACCUUAUUGAUGACUUUGAAUCUAAAUUUACUUUUCAUUCUGUGGAAGAUUUCCCUCCACCUGAUGAAUUCAAGCCAUUUCAGAAAAUAUAUCCCAGCAAGAUAGCUAGAGAUCCCUCUAAAAAUCCUCCAUUAAGGACACACGUGAGAUGAGAAGAGUCUUCUGAUGCUCUCUGGAUCGGUAUUAAAAAAGAACAACAUCAAGAUAAUAUAAUAAAUGGAAGGGGUCCCCACUACAGUGACCGAGAUUAUAUUUGAAUUGCAACUGCUGCAAUAUUAACGUUUAUAUAAACUGGAAAAGCAAUGUAAAUGAUACCUCUUGAACUAGCCUACAAACAACAGGAAUGUCAGCACAGGCUUUUAAAUUAUUGUAUAGAGGUGGAUAUUUUUUAAGCAAAGCAACAUAAAAUUUAAAUUCUUUGUAGUCUUGAAACAAUUCUCUUUCUUAUCAUGCUGACAGAUGUUACCUCAGAACACCUUUUGCAUUACAUGCCUGUAGUUCCAAUUUCCCCUUCCAUCAUAAUUUUUAAUGAUUUUGGAAAUCCUCCAGUUAUUAUUCAGACAUUUUUUCAGUGAACUACCAGAAACUAACAUAAUAUCUUUAGUUUCUUUGUAUGCUUCCUCACAUCUUGUAUUCUGCGUGUCCUCAGGCUGCAGCAGAAUGGCACUCUUUAUGAACAGGCAGGCCUGCAAUCCUUUUCUCAUGAAGCAUAAAGAGGAAAGAGACAACAAGGAGUUGUGGCUACUGUUUAGCCGGCCUCCUAUUGGUUACAGAUCCUUAUAGGAUAGUGUCUGAAGAAGCCCAGCUGGGUAGGGUGGUCAGUGUGACAAAGAAGACAGAACUUUUCCAAACUGGAGGAAAAGAAAGUUGUUCUACUUUAAGUAAAAAAAAGUGUUGUGUGUGUGAAUAUAUAUUCCAUGAAGUAUGCAUGUAAGAGCAUGUGUCCUGCCUUUUCCUGCUGAAAAAGAAGGUAUUUACCAUUUGUGUGACAGAUUGUCUUUACCCAGCAAUUAGGAGGCCUUUGGAGGAGGGGCACCACCCCUACAUUUUAAACAAGCUAUUAGAGCUACUAUCGUUCACUCAGUGAGGAUUCAUAGUCUAAAAUACACUGCAUGGAACAAGCAGCCCCCGAAGCGGUUGUUCCUUGAAUAGAGUUGGUUGAAAAAAAGUUAACAACCUAGUAGGCAAAAAGACUUGAGCUUCUGCUUUUAACAUGCACCGUGGGGUACGGUCUUUAGAUCACAGAUGCUCAGACCUGGUCAUAAGAUGUCUGUUUCCAGGACGAAUUACUCUUGUGCAUUUCACUGCAUUAGGAGUGUUGCCAGCAGGUCAAGAGAAGCAAUCCUUCCCCUCUGCUCAGCACUGGUGAGGCCACAAUUGGAGUCCAGUUCUGGGCUUCCCAGCACAUGAGAUAUGGACAAACUGGAGAGAGUCCAACAAAGAGACAUCAAGAAACACUUUUUGACUGUAGGAGUGACUAAGCAUUGCUACAGCUUGCCCACAGAUGCUGUGGAGUCUUGCUCCUUAGGAGAUAUUCAAAAGCCAUCUGGAUGUGGUCCUGGGCUGCUGGCUGUAGGUGGCCCCGCUUGAGGGAGGUGGACCAGAUGAUCUCCAUCCACCUCUUCCAAUCCCAGCCAGUCUUUGAUUCUCCUUCUUAGAGCUUUCUUGGGUUCCUGCAUUUGGGUCAUAACGACCCCAUGCAAAGCUACAGGCUUGGAGAAUAGUGUCUGGAAAGCUGUCUGGCAGAAAAGGACCUGAGGGUGCUGGUCAACAGCCAGUUGAACAUGAGCCAGCAGUGUGCCCAAGUAACCAAGAAGGCCAACAGCAUCCUGGCUUGUAUCAGAAAUAGUGUGGCCAGCAGGACCAGGGAAGUGAUCGUCUCCCUGUACUCUGCUCUGGUGAGGCCACAUGUCAAAUACUAUGUUCCGUUUGGGGGCCCUCACUACAAGGACAUUGAGGUGCUGGAGUAUGUUCAGAGAAGGGCAAUGAAGCUGGUGAAGGGUCUGGAGCACAAGUCUUACAAGGAGUGGCUGAGGGAACUGGGGCUGUUUAGUCUGGAGAACAGAGGGCUGAGGGGAGACAUUAUUGCUCUUCGCUACCUGUUUCUCUCCAAGUAACAAGUAAUAGAAGAGAGGAAAUGGCCUCAAGUUUUGCCAGGGAAGGUUUAGACUGGAUAUUAGGAAAAAUGUCUUCACAGAAAGGGUUGUCAAGCAUUGGAAGUGCCCAGGGAAGCAGUGGAGUCACUAUCCCUGGAGGUAUUUUAAAGAGGGUAGUUGUGGUGGUUAGGGACGUGAUUUAGUGGACUGGGCAAUGCUGGAUUAAGGGUUGGACUGUAUGAUCUUAAGGGUUUGUGCAACCUAACAAUUCUGUGAUUCACCAGCUUAAAAAAGUGCACUGCUAGCUCCAAGGUGAGCACGGUGUUAACAGCCAGGCUAUUUACAGUUACGGCAUUAGUUUAUAUAAUUGCCACAAAUUCCCCUCAGCCACCACUACAAUAACAUUAUAGAUCACAGGUGAAGCUACUGCCCCAUGGCCAUGCCUUUGAACAAAACCAUUUGGAAAAGACAGGCAACUGCAUCUUUACAUCUCUGCUUUUCUCUUGGUUCUGACAACAGCUCAGUUAUGCUGUAACUCCUACUCCCACAUAAUGCAUGCUUGUGGAGAUGGUAUAAACGUACGCAGCUCUUCACUUGUAGGACUCUAGCCUUUUUCUGGCCUAUUAUACCUUGCUGUACAUCAUGUGAAAAGAAAAUAAGUCAUGCUUUGACCAAUAAUUACUGUCAUUAUUAUAGUUACUUGUUAAAUAUACAUUAAUACAAUAAUAAGCAGGGGUCAACAUGCAUUGCUUCUGAAACAACUGGAAAGUUUAAUACUGCUUUGAAGAAUAUUUUGUUAUAGUACUAUUAAAGGUGACUUGUUGGUUCUCA
This is a messenger RNA of Cuculus canorus (common cuckoo), 4227 nucleotides long. RefSeq names its product WAS/WASL interacting protein family member 3 (gene WIPF3). NCBI's taxonomy places the organism in Eukaryota, Metazoa, Chordata, Aves, Cuculiformes, Cuculidae. The record is from RefSeq and is a predicted model, not a curated record. Gene Ontology annotation, molecular function: actin binding.